CAAAUUUUGUUUAUUUUUUGUUGAUUGUGUCUUCUUGGCUUAGUUGGGUUUCGAAGCAGUUGGCUAACUAAACAUUUAGCGAAAUGGCUCCCAAACCAAAGCAAAAAGUGACGAUUCAUAUCGAUCCAAAUAAAUGGAGUGAACAAAUCAAAGAAAUUGAAAAGUCUCACUUGGAAGAGGACCAAUCAGCAGGGGGAGAAGGCGACUACGAUUUGGAAUGGUUGGAUAAUGAGGAGGAGGAGGAGGAGGAAACCGUAUUGAAAUUGUACGAACCUUCAGAACCAAGUGUUAAUAUUGGUCGCAUUGACUUGUCAUUUCCAGAGACCACACAAGAGUUUGCAAACACUGAAGAAUGUUAUCUUCCAAGUUAUUAUACUCAUUCGUCGAAGGAGCGACUAAUUCUACUCUAUGCUGAAAACUUUCGUAGACAAUUUUGUUUUCUAUUCCCAAAACGUCGUCCACUGGUUCUUGCACCGUACAACGAAUGCAAUAUACAGAAAUUUGUUUGCACAACGAUUCGACCAACCGCUUUUGCUUAUGUGCCACUGAUUGCAGACGAGGUGGGAAUCGCUAGAUUUGUUUCGGAUUUUAUAGUCUAUGAACCAUUGAAAGACAUUAUUGAAACCGUAAGUUAA
This is a messenger RNA of Teleopsis dalmanni, 635 nucleotides long. RefSeq names its product coiled-coil domain-containing protein lobo-like. The transcript has 2 exons. Bases 84 to 635 code for a protein of 183 amino acids. The record is from RefSeq and is a predicted model, not a curated record. Gene Ontology annotation, biological process: flagellated sperm motility. NCBI's taxonomy places the organism in Eukaryota, Metazoa, Arthropoda, Insecta, Diptera, Diopsidae. Gene Ontology annotation, cellular component: motile cilium.